This is a messenger RNA of Drepanopeziza brunnea f. sp. 'multigermtubi' MB_m1, 885 nucleotides long. The record is from RefSeq and is a predicted model, not a curated record. NCBI's taxonomy places the organism in Eukaryota, Fungi, Ascomycota, Leotiomycetes, Helotiales, Drepanopezizaceae.
AUGGAUCCAUUCUCUGCUGAGGGCGAGCUGCUCAACUUGCACAACUUCUUCCACCAAGGUCAAUUUCAGGAAGCCAUCAAUUUCGACACUGCUGGCCUCUCCGCCGAGAACAAACUCCCCGCUCGCAUCAUCUCUCUCCGCGCCCAGAUUGCCCUCGGACAAGCUGAAAAUGUUAUUGCAGACGUGAAGGGUGAACAAGAGCCGGAGCUGGCAGCAGUAGGUGCGCUGGCAGAUUUUACGGCAGGCAACGAGGACACGGCAGUGAUAACAGCGAGGAAGUUAGCCAGCGAGGCUGGGGAUAACGCCACGGUGCAGGUUCUGGCUGGCACAGUAUUGCAGGCGGCAGGGGAAAGCGAAGAGGCACUGGCGUUGCUCUCUCAACAUGAAGGAAAUCUCGAAGCCGUUGCUCUGACGGUCCAGAUCUACCUCCAACAGAACCGCACGGAUUUAGCCAUCAAGGAGGUCCAGGCCGCAAAGAAGUGGGCACAAGAUAGUUUGCUUGUCAACCUGGCCGAAGCAUGGGUUGGCUUGCGUAUGGGCGGAGAGAAAUACCAACAGGCCUUCUACGUUUUCGAAGAACUUGCGCAAGCCCCGUCGACGACUUCAACGCAGAGUCUGGUUUCACAAGCUGUUGCGGAAAUCCACCUAGGGCGCUCGGAAGAAGCAGCCGCAGCUCUCAAGCAAGCUUUGGCGACAGACCCCAAGAACGCCGAGGCAAUCGCCAAUAGCAUCGUCCUCGAAGUCAUUGGUGGCAGCAAAAAUGUCACGAAGUUGAAAGCGCAAACCGCCGCCCCUGAACACAUGUUCCUCCAGGAUCUGGAAGAGAAAUCAUCCAUGUUCGACAAGGCAUCAACGAAAUACACGGCGAAAGUGGCUGCUGCAUAA